Molecule: messenger RNA, 2698 nt
Organism: Hippocampus comes (tiger tail seahorse)
Lineage: Eukaryota; Metazoa; Chordata; Actinopteri; Syngnathiformes; Syngnathidae
Gene: rrp1
Product: ribosomal RNA processing 1
Exons: 16
Coding region: 44-2566 (840 amino acids)
Biological process (GO): rRNA processing
Cellular component (GO): nucleus; preribosome, small subunit precursor
Source: RefSeq, a predicted model, not a curated record
ACGUGCGCUUGAGCAGCACCGCUCCACGUGAAUCAGUGUGAAAAUGGCGGCCGUUCAAGAUCCAGAGAUUCAGUUGGCACAAAAGUUAGCCUCAAACGAAAAGCCUAUUCGAACAAAAGCAUUAAAAAAGCUGAAGAAGUAUAUAAAUGUCAGAUCACAGAAACCGACAGAUGGCUUUACGAGUGAAGAAAUGCUCAAGCUGUGGAAAGGUCUGUUCUACUGCUUGUGGAUGCAGGACAAACCACUUUUACAGGAGGAGCUUUCGAACUCUCUUUGCACACUGAUUCACACCUUUCAUGAUAUUGAUGGACAACUAUUAUAUCUGGAGAGCUCCCUUAAGACCUUCAAAAGAGAGUGGACUGGCAUUGACAGAUUGCUCAUGGACAAGUUUUUCCAGCUGAUCCGCUUCAUGUUCAGACAAAGCUUUGAGAUGCUGAAGAGAAACAAUUGGGAUAGCAGUGUGGUUUCAAGAUUUCUGGAGCUCUUUGCAACAGAGCUCCUGAACAGUGGCAACGGUGCACCCGCUGGUCUGCAGUUUCAUAUCUUGGACCUUUACUUGACAGAACUAGCAGCUGUGGGUGCAUCAGAGCUCACUGCUGACCAGAACCUGAGAUUCAUCGAGCCAUUCUGCAAAACGGCAGCCAAAACCAAGGAUCGGACACUUUUCGGAGCGAUCUGCAACAGCAUCUUCAACACAAUUAUUGACCAGGCUCCCUAUGCCAUUGAGGAUCUGAUGAAGGAGCUGAAAGCAGCAGAGUCCUCCGAUUCAGGCCAGUCCUCUGAAGGGGAUGAUGAAGAGGACCUCGUCAAGCAGAUUAACGGCAGUCAAUCAUACUUGAAACAGGAUGCUCAUGAAUCAGGAGACUCGGACACAGAGUUACCAUUUGAUGAUGAUGAUAAUAUAGCACCAGUUCUACAGUUUGACUAUGCAGCUCUUGCUGACAAGCUCUUAGAGGUGUCAAUUCGAAGUAGCACACCCAGCCACAAUAGAGAGAGGCUCUACAAAAUCAUCAAAGUGCUGCAGGAUCUCAGUGAAGGUCUAUUUCCUCAAGAUGGCUAUCCAGAGGAAGUCUCUACAGAUGAGGAUGAUGAAAUGUUUGCCAGCAGAAAGAGGAUGAAGCGUGGAAAGACUGCAAAGGAAACAGCUAAGAAUCGAAAGAAAAAAAUGCAACUCAAGCAAGAUGAUGACUCCGAUAAUGAUGAUAUGAAGCCAACAGAUCUUACUAACAAAGAUAUCGCCAAGCCAUGGAAAAAAAAGAAGGUGUCUCAUGAUGGCUGUUUAGGUGCUAAUUUAAAUGCCAGAAUAUCGAAUGGGGAGGUCACUGAGGCUCCCAAUCAAAGCAAGAUUGUGCUGAGUGAGUCUGAAGAUAUGGCCAAAAAAGAAUCGUCUGUUUCUGCCUCAGAUAAAGCCAGCAACCUCAAUUCUUGCACAACCAACAAAAAAUCAAAAAAGAAAAAAAAGAGGCCAACAUCGCAGUGUAAAGAAAAAUUAGAGAAUAAUGAGACGACGCAGGAGGCCGGCACAACUGCAGUGAUCGGCGAGCAUGAGAGCCCCUUAAAGAACAGUGUUAAGCUUGAGUCACAAGCUGGCAGCAUAGCGCUUCCACCUCCCUGCGAGAUCACAUCAAAUGAAACUGAGCUCCAGGCCUCAAAUACCGCCAAGACAAAAAAGAAAGGUCUGAAGGCUCAAAAGGUCAAAGCAUUUGCAGUUUGUUCACCGAAAAUCCCGUUAGAUUCUUUGUCUAUACCUUGUGAUAAUUCUGCUCAUGUUGGCACACCUCUCCAACCUCAGGGUUUAACUGACGCCACCGCCGUUGAUGAGUGCAAGAGGAAAAAUAAUAAAACACAGAACGUACUGUUUGCAAAUCCAAGUACGAACGUUGAAAAUGAAUUUGCAUCUGACAAUCAAAUGGGAACUCCAUUGAAGAAGAAAAACAAACGAAAAUAUGCAAAGGUGAAAGAGGUUAGCAGCUCAGAAAAGGAGCCCGAGGUGGGCGAUGAGGCAUCCGAUUCCUUGGGGAAGCCAAAUAAGAAGAAAAGAAAGAUCCCCGUGGUGUUUGAGUUUGAAGCGGAUGAGUUUGAGCCUGCCACACCACCCAAUGACACUGCAGACAUAGCACUGGAUGUCAAGAAGUCAAAAGCAUUUCAUGGUUCAGCUACACCAAAAGCCAAGCCAAAGACAUUGUCAAGUGACUUGGUCACAUUUCAGCGAAAUGUCAAAGUUCCAACACCGCUCUUCUUCAGGACUAAGGGAAAAUGCACAACUCAAGUCUUUGGCAAGAAGAUGGGUCAAACUCCCACAUCAGACAGCAAGAAGGUGACAUUCCAUCUGAAGAAUAAUAAAACAGCUGAGUUCAAGAAGAAUGAUCGCAGCCUGUUACUAAGUCCAGAGGGGUCGUCUAAGGUGCCCUUUGACCCACAACAAAAACCCAAAUCUGGGGUUUUAAAGUCUUCUCCCAUGGCCCUCUCCACCAACAUCAAGACUCCCAAUGCCAGCAGUAAGAGGGCUUUCAGUACUCCAAAAAGCACGCCGAAAAGACGACCUGUUGCAUCGGACUUUUUUUGAAACCCUAAACUUGGAAUACUGUUGAUACAAAUGUAAACUUAUUUUAUUUUUGUUUCUUCAACAUCAAAUUGUAACUGCAGUUUUCUCACAUAUCCCCCGGUCUAAUUAUGGUGAGAGCAUUUUGUGAUGUUA